AUGCCCCUAACCAACAUUCUAGAGGUGGAGUUGUUCGAUGUAUGGGGGAUUGAUUUUAUGAGACCCUUCAUAGCAUCCUAUGAGAAUCUGUACAUCCUUGUGGCUGUUGAUUAUGUGUCAAAAGGGGUAGAAGCGGCUGCAUUUCCCACAAAUGACUCAAAAGUGGUGAUGAACUUCAUGAGGAAGCAAAUCUUUACAAGAUUUGACACACCAAGAGCAAUAAUCAGCGAUGAAGGGACACAGUUUUGCAACAAGUAUUUUGCUACCCUUCUUGCUCAAUAUGGUGUGAGACACAAGAUUGCCACGAGCUACCACCCACGAUCCAAUGGAACAGCGUUCAAGACACCAAUUGGGAUGCCACCAUACCAAUUUGUGUUUGGCAAAGCAUGCCAUUUGCCUCUAGAACUAGAGCAUAAGGCAUACUGGCCACUUAAGCAAUUGAAUUUGGACAUGGGGGCGGCUGGCAAAAAAAGGCUUUUGCAGCUUAAUGAAUUAGAUGAAUUUUGGCUUCAAGCAUAUGAGAAUAUAAAGCUCUACAAAGAGAUGGUUAAACGGUGGCAUGAUAAGAGAAUAUUGAGCAGAACGUUUGAACUAGGGCAACAAGUUCUCUUGUUUAACUCAAGACUGAAGCUCUUCCCUAGAAAGCUGAAAUCUAGGUGGUCAAGUCCAUUCAUGGUAUCCACGGUUUUUCCCCAUGGAGCGGUGGAGCUGCAAGAAAACAACUCUGGAAGGAAAUUUUUGGUGAAUGGCCAACGGAUCAAACACUUUUGGGGAGGUCUUGUGGAUCCCUACAAGACUUCUAUCAUCUUGCAAGAGACUUAA
Messenger RNA from Morus notabilis, 822 nucleotides. RefSeq lists its product as uncharacterized. Lineage: Eukaryota; Viridiplantae; Streptophyta; Magnoliopsida; Rosales; Moraceae. Gene Ontology annotation, biological process: DNA integration. The record is from RefSeq and is a predicted model, not a curated record. Bases 1 to 822 code for a protein of 273 amino acids. Gene Ontology annotation, molecular function: nucleic acid binding. The transcript is spliced from 2 exons.